Messenger RNA from Xenia sp. Carnegie-2017, 2655 nucleotides. RefSeq names its product plasma membrane calcium-transporting ATPase 4-like. NCBI's taxonomy places the organism in Eukaryota, Metazoa, Cnidaria, Anthozoa, Malacalcyonacea, Xeniidae. The transcript is spliced from 7 exons. Gene Ontology annotation, biological process: regulation of cytosolic calcium ion concentration; calcium ion transmembrane transport. Bases 1 to 2655 code for a protein of 884 amino acids. Gene Ontology annotation, molecular function: ATP binding; ATP hydrolysis activity; P-type calcium transporter activity. The record is from RefSeq and is a predicted model, not a curated record. Gene Ontology annotation, cellular component: intracellular membrane-bounded organelle; membrane.
AUGGCGUCUGCUCUUCUAACUGGCAGUGUUAAUUUUCCUUUUGAUGAAGUUGAUGGUGUCAACGUGCAUGAUAUUGAUGUGUCUAAAAAAGAUUUAAAAAAAAUCAUGCAUGGAGAGAGAGAUGGUUUGAGAUUGCUUCAAGAAGAGUUUCGUGGUAUAAACGAACUUGUACAUCGCUUGAAGAGCUCAGUUACUCUAGGUAUAAAUGGAGGCAAGAAAGAAAUUAAGGAUCGAAAGACAAAAUUUGGUUCAAAUUACAUUCCUCUAAUGCUUCCAAAAAUCUUUUUGCAAUUCUUGUUUGAGGCAUUCAAGGAUACUUUACUUAUAAUUCUCAUGGUGGCUGGUUUGGUAUCAUUGAUUAUUGGUGUCACUGUUGAGGAAGGAAAAAGUACUGCUUGGAUAGAAGGUUUUGCAAUAUUUGUUUCUGUUAUCAUUGUUGCUCUUGUGACUGCUAUCAAUGACUACACUAAAGAACAACCAUUCCGUGGUUUCCAAAGCAAGAUUGAAGGUGAACACACAUUCACUGUGAUCAGAGGUGGAAAGCCAAUGUCAAUAUUUAAUGGUGAUAUUGUUGUUGGUGACAUUUAUCAGUUGAAAGAUGGAGACAUGAUUCCUGCAGAUGGACUUCUUGUUCAAAACAAUGAUCUAAAGAUUGAUGAGACUGUUUUGAUUGGGUGGUUUGGUCUUGUUGCUGGUAUACUGACUGUUGUUGUUAUUUGGAUACGAUUUUCUAUUGAAACUUAUCAUGUGGAUAAGAAAUCUUUCAAAAACAGCCACAUCUCUGACUAUCUCAGAGCAUUUAUCACUGGUGUAACAGUUCUUGUUGUUGCUGUUCCUGAAGGACUUCCCCUUGCUGGGACCAUUUCUUUUGCAUUCUCUGUCAAGAAAAUGUUGAAUGACCAUAUAGUUGCAUGUGAGACAAUUGGUAAUGCAACUACAAUUUGCUCAGAAAAAAGAGGAACUUUAAUCACAAAUCGAAUGACUGUUGUCCAAAGUUACUUGGGUCAACAACUAUAUUUCGUUUUGGAUUCUGGCUUUGAACACGAUCAAAUUCCUGAAAGUUUGAGACGAAUCUUGGCAGAAGGAAUUUCUUAUAACAGCAGUUAUGCUUCAAAACUUGAGCCUGGUGGAAAAAAAGGAGAAUUGGACAAUCAAAUAGGCAACAAAACUGAUUGUGCAUUACUUGGCUUCGUUGAUGGACCACUUAAAGAUCAUUAUAACUAUUAUCGUGGAAAUAUGCCUGAGGAAGAGUUCAUCAAAGUUUUUACCUUUAAUUCUUCAAGAAAAUCAAUGUCAACUGUGGUACCAAUCUUUGAUGAUCAAAAAGAGGUGACAGGUUACAGAAUUCACUGCAAAGGUGCCUCUAAAAUAGUGUUGUCCAAGUGCACAUCCAUUAUUGGACCCGAUGGCACAACAAAUCCCUUGAGUAGUAAAGAAAUAGAUAAUAUAGUGAAAAAUGUGGUUGAACCAAUGGCUGAUAAUGGUUUGAGAACGAUAUGCUUAGCGUAUAAAGAUUUUCCAAAGGAUACUGGUCAAGAUUGGGAUGAUGAAUCAUCUGUUGUCAGUGAAUUGAUUUGCCUCGGAAUCGUUGGCUUUGAAGAUUCGGAGAUUGUUGCCGUAAAAAGAUGUCAACGUGCGGGCGCUACUGUACGAAUUGUGACUGCUGACGAAGUGGAACGUGCUAAAUCUAUUGCUAGGAAAUGGGAUAUUUUGAAAAGUGAAGACCAUCAUAAUUUGUUGGUGCUAGAUGGAAAAGAGUUUAACAAAAAGAUUCGCGAUGAAAAUACGGGGGAGGUUAUUCAAUCUAAAAUUGACGAAAUUUGGCCCAAACUACGUGUAUUGGCUCGUUCAUCACCUGAAGAUAAAUACAAUCUAGUUAAAGGAAUUAUUGACAGUAAACUCAGUAAAACUUGCGAAAUUGUAGCAGUCACUGGAGAUGGUACAAAUGAUGCUCCAGCCUUGAAAAUGGCAGACGUAGGAUUUGUAAUGGGCAUAGCUGGAACUGAUGUUGCAAAAGAGGCUUCGGACAUCAUCUUGACUGAUGAUAAUUUCACCAGUAUCGUUAAAGCUGUGAAAUGGGGACGCAACGUCUAUGAUAAUAUUUCAAAAUUUCUACAGUUUCAGCUUACAGUUAACUUCGUUGCUGUAUUUAUUUGUGUUUAUGGUGCACUUGUACAUUAUGAAAGUCCACUUAGUGCAACACAACUGUUAUGGGUAAAUCUUAUAAUGGAUUCGUUUGCAUCGUUAGCCUUAGCGACUGAACCUCCAACUGACGAUCUACUUACCCGUAAACCAUACGGUGAACCACAAACUGACGAUCUACUUACCCGUAAACCAUACGGUCGUACAAAACCCCUUAUUUCGCAAACAAUGACGAAGAAUAUCUUGCUGCAUAGUCUUUAUCAGAUCAUCGUUCUUCUUGUCUUGAUGGAAGCUGGUCCUACCUUGUUUGACAUUGAUUCUGGUUUUAAAAAUCACGGCAAACCCACUGUUCAUUUCACCAUAAUGUUUAAUACAUUUGUUUUUAUGCAACUUUUCAACGAAAUCAACUCAAGAAAAGUUCACGGUCAGCGUAAUGUCUUCGAGGGAAUUCUUAAUAACUGGAUCUUCCUUGUCAUUUGGUUUGGAACUGUUUUUGUCCAGGUCCAUAUUUGA